Galendromus occidentalis (western predatory mite) is the source of this 1473-nucleotide messenger RNA. RefSeq lists its product as uncharacterized. Gene Ontology annotation, biological process: DNA integration. NCBI's taxonomy places the organism in Eukaryota, Metazoa, Arthropoda, Arachnida, Mesostigmata, Phytoseiidae. Bases 1 to 1473 code for a protein of 490 amino acids. Gene Ontology annotation, molecular function: nucleic acid binding. The record is from RefSeq and is a predicted model, not a curated record. The transcript has a single exon.
AUGAAUUCGGGAAGGGAUCCGCCAAUCAAUCUACUAACUAUAUCUACGGAGGAAUUCGUGUUGUCACGAGACGACCUGAUCAGGAGAAUCCAGCAAAGGCGUUUCCCGAUAGAAUACUCUUCCGAAUGCCAAAGCGUGCCGAAAACCAGCUCCCUUUUCAAAUACAGCCCUUUCUUCAGUGAAGACAGGUUUAUCCGUAGCAGGACUCGCCUUGAGAGAGCCGAAUCGUUCACGUACGAUGAGAUAUACCCGAUUCUUUUACCCUCCGACGAACCCGCCGUAAAGCUACUAAUUCUCAAUAUACACGCGCGGGAAUGCCUCCAUUCCGGUGGAAUCGUCGGCACUCUACACAAUCUCAGAAGGCGCUAUCUGGUCCUGAAGGCCAGACGCCUCACUAAAGAGGUCAUAGCGAAGUGUACGACUUGUCGUCGCUUCAAGGCCGUCCCUGGACAAAUGGAGUCCCCCUGCCUGCCCGCUUUCCGUGUGGAUCACGAUAUCCCAUGGUCAACCACGGCAGUCGAUUUUGCCGGACCACUAGCGUACAAGGAUGAGAAUGGCAAAACUCGGAAAGUGUAUCUGCUCCUGUAUACAUGUUGUCUUAUCCGUGCAGUGCAUCUGGAGCUGUGCCUGGAUAUGACCACCUUUGAAUUCCUCCUGGCAUUCCGCAGAUUCGUCAACCGCUUCCCGACAGUCGUCCGAAUGUUGUCAGAUAACGGGCUGACCUUCAAACGAGCCGCGCGGGAGUUUAGAAUCAUGUUCAGGCACCUCCAAAGCCCCGAUGUGAACUCGUGGCUGAACUCAAAGGAAAUUACAUGGUCCUUCAUCACCGAGAAAAGCCCUUGGAGAGGCGGAGUUCAUGAACGGUUGAUUCAGGUCGUGAAGCGGCCCCUCAGGAAAGUUCUGCGCCGUAAAGUCCCGUUCUUUCGCGAACUCGAGACCAUUCUCACGGACAUCGAAGCUAUGGUUAACAGUCGGCCGCUUACGCCGGUAAGCACAACGCCAGAUGACAUCCGGGCUCUUACUCCCGCCGACCUGAUGUUCGGCUACAGAGCUACGACCCGUCUGCCGACUGUAGAUCUGAAGGAGGUCCGUAGAGAAGACUCGAACGCCGUCAUACUCUUACAGAGGCACGUUUAUCUACAAAAUAUCCUAAGCGCAUAUUGGAAACGUUUCCGAUCGGAGUAUCUACAACAGUUAAGGUCGAUGCACACCCGAAACCCUUGCAAAUCUACAGAAUUCGCUCCCGGCGACGUUUGUCUGCUCUUCGAUGAAAGCCCGAAUAGAGCGACCUGGCCACUGUGCCGGAUUAUGUCACUCUACGGAGGGGACUCGACAGACGGCAAGAAGCGAUCCUGCGUUAUACGCUGCGCAAAUGGGAAGACCUACAACCGACCAAUCCAGCUGCUUUAUAAACUCGAGAGUGCUCCGAUUGACGAACCAUCUCAACGUCCAGCCGAGAACGCUAGCCAGUAG